UAAAACUCCAAAUCUCUUCAUGCUUGUUACAAGUUGUAUGUCUCACCCCCAGCCAUUUUGGCCGAUCAAAGUCCAAACGAUGGCUCCCACUAUAUGCUACCGAUGCAAUUCCGCUCGUGCCCUCAUAAUACGCCCCAAAAACAGACAUAAGCUCUGCAAACCCUGCUUUCUUGAAAUUUUUGAAACUGAAAUCCACAAUACCAUAACCGCCAACGCUCUUUUUUACCCAGGUGAACGCGUCGCAAUCGGUGCCAGUGGCGGCAAGGACAGCACGGUCCUCGCCUCGGUUCUGAAAACGUUAAAUGAGCGUUAUAGUUAUGGCCUGGAGCUUAUGCUCCUCUCCAUCGAUGAGGGAAUCCACGGAUAUCGCGAUAAUAGCCUGGAAACAGUUAAGCGCAAUGCGGUGCAAUAUUCCAUGCCUUUGGAAAUAGUGGGCUACGGUGAACUAUACGGCUGGACGAUGGACCAAGUAGUUUCAGAGAUUGGAAAAAAAGGGAAUUGCACUUACUGCGGAGUGUUUAGGAGACAGGCGCUUGACCGCGGUGCUGCCAAGUUAGCCAUUAAACAUGUCGUUACUGGACAUAAUGCGGAUGAUGUUGCAGAGACUGUUAUGAUGAACCUACUACGGGGCGAUCUACCUCGACUAGCACGGGCAACCAGCAUUGUGACAGAGUCGACGGCAAGCGACAUUAAACGGAGCAAACCACUCAAGUAUGCCUAUGAGAAGGAAAUAGUACUGUACGCGCACCACAAGAAACUGGAUUAUUUUAGUACAGAAUGUAUCUAUUCACCAGAAGCGUUUCGAGGGAGUGCUAGGACGCUGAUUAAGGACCUGGAGAAAGUUCGCCCAAGCUCUAUAUUGGAUAUUGUCAGGAGCGGGGAAGACAUGGCGAGGCUAGUACCUCCAGAAAUAAGUGGAUCCGGCAAAUGUGCUACCCGUCCUUUGGCCACAUCCACUGAGGGAGAGAGAGAUGAUUUCGCGGCUGGCGGGUGCGGUAACGAGGGCGGGAGGACAAACGACGGAGAAUUGAUUGAGAUGGAAAAGAAACUGAGGAAAGACCGGAGAAUUACUGCUAAUGAAACCGAGAUUUCACCAUAUAGGAAACCUCAAAGUAGAGGUAGAGGUCCAGGUCAAAAGCAGGUGAAGUUGCAAACCAUGGGUCAAUGCGAGCGAUGUGGUUAUAUGGCUAGCCAAAGGAUUUGCAAAGCUUGCAUGUUGCUUGAAGGACUGAACAAGAGCCGUCCGAAAACCACGAUCGAAUUGGCUGUUGGGAUAGAUGAGGAGGAAAGCAGCUGGACGCUUAUGAGGCAGAUGGAGGCUGUGCGAUUAACGAAUGGAAAGUAGAAGUUCGGUGGUUUUCAUUUCCCGGCAUUCCGAAUACCAUCACACUCAGCCGUGUCUAGUCAACCGCCCUCAUCGCCGCCCGGCAACCAUACGUGGCCGACCUAACUGUCCUCAUGAUGUGGAAUACUAGGGAUUUCCCGUGGAGGAAGAGUAUCCAUGGAUAUGAUAUUUGCAUUUGAUGGUUUGAUGAAGGUAGAGAUUACGAGCUUGAAGUUUCGGCCUGUGAAUAAUAGAACUGAAAUUCCAUAGUGGAUGAAUUGGAGAUAUGACACGUCUCUAUCAAGCAUGCUGAUCCGUCCGCCCCGUUAUCCCGAGCUCUACUAUUCCAUUCGGAUUCUUCCUUGCUUUAUCAACCGAUCGAUUCUUGUCCUCAACGGUUGCCCAAAUCACACAAUUCGCUAGAAUACUGUUUGAUGGUUAUUAUGCUCUUCUUUAGUCCGUCCGUUCUCUAGGUGAAAACAACGAAUAGAGAUAACAAACCAUAUUCAAACAAUAUGAAGGAUUAGUGGCGUGUUCACGCCUUACAUGCACAUGUACGGAAUUCAGAAGUUCAAGCUGAAGAAGGCAAAAGGACCUGGCAUUGCAACUAGACUCCCCAUUUUUAGAAUUUCCCCUUGCUACUAUAUACAGACACAUCUUUCAAAUCAAAUGAAUGACAUUCCGGUGGCCCUCUAAAACAAGGAACUAUAUAUGUUUCUUUUAUAGAUGGAACAAUACCAAUAAAACAACGGAAAUACAGCUAUAAACAAAGCUCCCUACUAAACCAUGAGCCGAAACCAAAGAGAAAAGAUAAUUUGUUACCAUUCCCAAGUGCUCGUUUGCGUUUAGUCGUAAAAUAUCAUGUUAAGCAUGGGAUUACUUGUUUUUCGCGAUAAAAAUAGAAAUUAUGUUUACAGCAGUACUUCACACAGUAGUCUGUUCAGGUAGAGUAUAGUUUCCCGACUUAGAUAAAUGUAGAUGUGGGGGUUGAAUGGAGUAUAAAGGGAGGGCGGCCGUGUUUUGGAUGAGAAAAGGAGAGAGCUAUACAAACUGCGCAAUGCGGCGCGGUUAUGCGUAUACCGUUUAAGGCGGUUUUGAAACGCAAUCCCUAUGUAGGGUACACUGCAGCUAUACCCUUGGAAGUUGUAAAUAUUUGCUGAUGGUUGGCGGGGGUAGUAGGGGUGAUAGCUACUGGCAUGCGAUUACAGAUCCCUCUACCA
Blastomyces gilchristii SLH14081 is the source of this 2544-nucleotide messenger RNA. Its product is annotated as PP-loop ATPase superfamily protein. Gene Ontology annotation, cellular component: mitochondrion; cytosolic tRNA wobble base thiouridylase complex. The coding region runs from base 20 to 1345 and encodes 441 amino acids. Gene Ontology annotation, biological process: tRNA wobble position uridine thiolation. NCBI's taxonomy places the organism in Eukaryota, Fungi, Ascomycota, Eurotiomycetes, Onygenales, Ajellomycetaceae. The record is from RefSeq and is a predicted model, not a curated record. Gene Ontology annotation, molecular function: tRNA binding. The transcript has a single exon.